Molecule: messenger RNA, 2373 nt
Organism: Cryptosporidium ubiquitum
Lineage: Eukaryota; Apicomplexa; Conoidasida; Eucoccidiorida; Cryptosporidiidae
Exons: 1
Coding region: 1-2373 (790 amino acids)
Cellular component (GO): lysosome
Molecular function (GO): cysteine-type endopeptidase activity
Source: RefSeq, a predicted model, not a curated record
AUGAUAGAGUUUACAUCUAGUUUGGUCAUCCGUUGGCAAAGCAAAUGGAGUUUAAUUUUUUGGCUAUUUUUUAUUUUAAUUAAAGAAAUAUCAGGUGAUUUGCCACCAAAUUGUAUUCAUGGUGACGUAGUUGGUACAUGGAGAAUUCAUGUAGGAACUUAUAAACCGUGCACUUCUGAUCCAAAAUUUGAGGAUCCAACAUGCGGAUUUUCAUCUCCAGAUAGAGAUUUUGCACAUAAUAUGUUAAUACCAACAGAAAGGGGGUUGCUAAACAAUUAUUUUAAACUUUCGUUUACGUUUGAUGUAAAAUUUGAAGAUACUGAAUUGAAAGUCAUUUCAGUCCAGAAUUUGGACGGCGUUGACACACAAAAUUUUAAUGAUUUUGAGAAGGUUGGUACAGUGGGUAAUUGGACAGUAAUAUUAGAUCAAGCUUUCACAUUCUGGACAAAAUCAUAUAGAUAUACAGCAUUCUUUAAAUAUAUAAAUGAGUACGAAGAUAUUAAUGCAUCAUAUUGUUACUGCCAUACAACUCUUUUAGGCUGGUGGGAUUCUUAUCCUGAUAGUGCAGCUUCUAACGAAAAUAAUGAAGAAAACAAAAUAUUGUCAUUAGAAGAGAGAGGUAAACAUGGCAAUUAUCCAUGGUUACUUAUGAAUGAAGAUUUAAAGCUGAGGAGAGGUUGUUGGUAUGGGAUGAGGAUAUUAGAUGGUGAUGGGAAGAUGACGGAUAGAUCAGAAUGGACUUUAAAGCUUCCGAGAUGGAGGUCAUCACCAUUGGGACUACCACCUGACCAUCCAGUUAAUGCACAGAAUCCAACAAUUGCCGAAUAUUUAAAUGAGAUAUCAACAAAAUAUUCAGAAUUUGAUAGUAGGGAUAAAUUAUGGAAUAGAAGUAAUAGAUUUGAAAUUGGGAAUAAAAGGGAUUUGGAUACAUUACCAAAAAUAAGAAAAGCAUUGAAGAUUUCUCCACACUUUGCUCAGAGAAAAAAGUCUAAUGAAGAAUAUAUUACAGAAAUCUCAAGUGUUAGAGAAGAAGAGCAGAUUUCUGGUUCUAAAAAAACCAUUGAUGGUGAACCAAUUUGGAUGAGAAUAAGGUCAUUUGAUUGGUCAAAUCCUCAGCAUGUUUAUGGAAGAUUAGGAAAAAGGGUUCAAUUGGUUCCAGAAGUUUUUAAUCAGGGGGAUUGUGGAGAUUGCUUUGCAGUCACAGCAGCAACAAUAAUUACGUCUCGUUUAUGGAUUAAGUAUUCAAAGGAUCCUAACAUAUUAAAGAAAGUAUAUGCAUCAUCUAUACAGAUGGGUAAUUGUAAUGUUUACAACCAAGGAUGUGGAGGUGGAUUAAUUACACUUGCUUUUAAAUUUGCUCAGGAUAUUGGUAUUAGAACACAGGAGUGUAUAAAUGAUUAUGCAAAACAUAUUGGCGUAAAGAAAUUAUAUCCAAGUCCUGUUUACACGCCAGAUUCAUCUGGAAUUGCUGAUGAUGGACAUAGUUUUUUGCAAACUAAAGAAGGAAACGGAAACGAGUUUGAGAAUCAGGCGUCUAAAAUUGAAGAAAUUCAUCAAGAAGAUUGGGAAUAUCAAGAGCAAGAUCAACAGGAAGAACAAUAUAAUCAUGAAAGCCAACCUCAAGAUUAUCAAGAAGGUCAGACAGAUGAUAUGGAAGAAUAUUUGGAUGGUAAUAAUGUUGAACAUAUUUCGAAUCUUCAUGAUUAUUAUGCAUAUUCUGAUCAUGAGAAUUCAUCGGACGACAAGGAAUUUAAACAGUCUAGUGGUUUAAAGUAUACAAAUAAUCAAAGGUUUAAUGUUAUUCAACAAUUAUGUUGGGAUUUGGGAGGCCAGAUGGGUGCAGCAAAUACUCAGUGUAGGACUAGAAUUCCUAUUACAAAGAAUAUUCCAAAGUCUUGCUCCAAAAUAAUCAAGGUAAAGGAGUAUAGUUAUGUAAAUAAUGUUUACGGAAAAACUACACCUCGCGAUAUUAUGGAAUCAUUAUGGAAUGAAGGCCCUGUUGCAGUUAGUUUGGAACCAACAUUAGAGUUUUCACUAUAUAAUUCAGGAGUUUUUAAAGGUUUCUAUGAUCCUGUAACACGACAAUAUCCAUGGUCAAAUAUACCUUGGUAUAAGGUUGAUCAUGCGAUGGUAAUAACAGGAUGGGGAUGGGAAACAUAUGGCAGUGAAAGAAUACCUUAUUGGAUUGUUCAGAAUAGUUGGGGCAAACGUUGGGGUGAGAAGGGAUUCUGUAGGAUUAUAAGGGGAGUAAAUGAGUUAUCUAUUGAGCAUGCAGCAGUAAGAGCAUCUGUUACAAUUUAUGAAAAUGGUAAAAAGUACAAGAUGGCUGAUUUAGAAAAUGUACAUGAUGAAUCAGUAUUUCAAUAUUUAUGA